Messenger RNA from Prinia subflava (tawny-flanked prinia), 2878 nucleotides. RefSeq names its product tudor domain containing 5 (gene TDRD5). The transcript has 9 exons. The record is from RefSeq and is a predicted model, not a curated record. The coding region runs from base 313 to 2130 and encodes 605 amino acids. NCBI's taxonomy places the organism in Eukaryota, Metazoa, Chordata, Aves, Passeriformes, Cisticolidae.
GGGGCUGAGGGCAGCGGGGGUGUCGGGGGGACAGGGACCCGGCUGAGGGGCGAAACCCCGCGGCGGGGGUCACAGGGGUUUCCGCGAGGAGCGCGGACACCGGCGGUGGGUGGGGUGUCCUCGGGCAGUUUGGACGCGCAGGGUGUCUGGACUGGCAGAGGUUUAGGGGUGCGCUGAGCUCCAGGGGUGCUGGCAGGUGAAGACAGGAUGUGUUGCUGAACCUGCUGCCCACUCCCCCUGCCGGCUUUCAGCUGCUAAGUGGGAAAAAGUUAAAAUUCGACGUGAUUUUGAGGAGCUGUGGUACGAGUCGUCAUGUGCUCGCUGGUGUUCCCCUUUAGUACAGAGGUGUCCAAGCAGGCGCAGCUGAUGGAGCUGCUGAAGAAGGAGGUGAGGGCGAUGCUGAUAGCUGCCAAAGCGGGCUUGACACCAGAGCAGCUGGAGGAGCAGUACAUGGCCAUGGUCUGCAAACCCCUUCCUCUGCAGGACCUGGGCUUCCAGUCCACCUUGGAGCUGGUGACACAAAUGCCUGAAGUUGUCCGAAUCUGUUCUAAGAAUGGCACUAUAAUCCUAAAAGCCAUUGCAGAUGACUCCACCAAAGGGAUUGCCAAGCUGGUUGCCAACCAGAAAGUAAAACCACGUAAGGCAUCAAAGAAAACUGCUACAAAGGCAAAUGCUGUUUUUCCCAGUAAGAACUCGAGGAAUCCACAGAGUUUCCAAACUCUGAGUGCCAGGACUCCUGUCCUGCCAGCAUCGGUGAAGGUUGAGCUGCAGGACCUGCUGAGCUCCUCCCCACUUCUGCUCACAGACUUGGACAAGGCCUUCCUCAGACGCUUUGGCCGGGCACUCCAGUACAGGCAGUAUGGAUUUUUGUCCAUGUUUGAAGUCCUCAGGAGCAUGUCUGACUCCAUUGUGGUUGAGCAGACAAAGGCAGGUUCCUUGCUGGUCCUGAGGAAGUACUUGACAAGCACAAUAGAACGUGAAGAGGAGGAGGAAGAGGAGCCUCAAGGGGAGGCUGAGGAGGAAGAAGAGCCUCAAGGUGAGGCUGAGGAGGAAGAGGAGGCUGAGGAAGAAGAGGAGCCUCAAGGUGAGGCUGAGGAGGAAGAGCAGGCUCAGGAAGAAGAGUUGCCUCAAGGUGAGGCUCAGGAAGAAGAGAUGCUGCAAGCAGCAUCUGCAGCUGAGACACCUCCUCUGGAACCCCUCUGUGAGACAGAGAGCUUCUACCAGGCAGCACACCUGAUGGAUUCAGAGCCAGCACAAGCACAAGCAGUAGAUACAGGUGAUCACCUUAAACAAUGUCCAGGUUUUGAGCAGUUUCCAUCGACUCCAGAAAUCCCUCCAGAUGCUGUUCAGGACAGAAAGCUUUGCAGUUUGCCCCCUCUGAAGAGAAGGUGCUUGGUGGGAGUCAAUGUGGAAUUCGUCACCUCUCCUAGCCAGUUCUACAUCCACAUCUGCAGCACGGAAGCCUCCUAUAAACUGCAGGAUCUGAUGUUUGAGAUGAGACACGUUUACUCACAUAAAGUUGCGUCUGAUAAAUACAUCAUGCCCGAGUCUGCGGUGCGGCCUGGGCAGCUCUGCUGUGUGAUGGUCUCCAAGUGGUGGUACCGUGUGAUCAUCCACCGUGUGGUCAAUGACCGCGAGGUGGAGGUCUUCUACGCAGACUAUGGACACCUCCAGAUCGUCCAGAAGUCCUCGCUGAGGUUCCUCAAGUGGCACUACUUGAAGCUCCCUGCUCAGGCCAUCCCGUGUUCCUUGGCGUGGGUAAAACCCGUGGAGGGUACAUGGUCCAAUGCAGCAAUUCUCCUGUUCAAGCAUCUCUGUCGCUUCAAGGAGCUCGUGGGCAUCGUGGAUGAAUAUGUGGAUGGUGUUCUGUACCUCUUCCUGUGUGACACAUCCACCAAGGAGGAUGUCUACUUCCACUCUGUCUUGAGGGAUAUGGGAUAUGCUGAUGUCUGUGGAGAGAACAUUCCUUCCCAGGAAUUUGAGGAACUGAAUCCUUCAGCCUUGUAUGUUCAGCCCAGUGGGAAGGAUGGGAAUGCUGAAGUGGUGGAGCCAGACCUUCGCUUGCAGCAGGGAUCUCAAGAUGCAGACAGUGAAACAGCACCCUUGAAGGUGGAUGGGGCUGAGCUGUGACCAGAUGAAGAAAACAUGAAGACCAAGACUUUCCUGGGAGUCUCAUGGUUGGCCUCUGCAGUGCUCUGGGCUCUGUGACCAAGGGUCACCUCAGGAACUGUGUGUCCCUCCUGCCCUGCUCUCUGCAGUGUUGGCAGCUGCAUGAUUGGCCACUUCCCAUGCCUGCUUCCAGUGGCUGCCCAGCCUGACAAGGAGGGUGUGAUAAGAGGGGAGAAGCUGCAGCUGCUGCCAAGGAAGCAGCACAGGCUCUCUGUAUGACCGUGCUGCAGUUUUUUUGGGGUUUUUUUUGGUUUUUUGGUUUUUUUUUUUUUGUUCAGAAACAUUCAAUCCGUUGAAAAAACCUGGAGUGUAAUGUCUCAGGUGUGCCCAGCAUGUGUGAUAAAUGUUAGUUUUACUUACAGGAAAAUAGUUUGGUUUUGUUGUACUGAGUUACUGCUCUUUAAUAUAAUGGUUCAGGAGAACAUCCAAGUGUCACAUUGUGUUAUGUGUCCUUUAAGUUUAGGAGAGGGAAACUGGCUGCCCAUCCCUCCCUCCUUCAGUGCAUGAGCUGUUUUGACAUUGUGUGGAGAUGUGGUUUUGGUUUUUAGCACAGUGCCUGCUCUAAACACUCCUUGCUGUGAGGGCAGCUGAAGAAAUCUCCUUCCCCAAAAAGAUUAUGCUGUGAUUUGUUGCAUGUUGUAUGUACAAAGUGUCAGGAAUCUCAUCUUAAAGAUAUGGAAUAAAAUCUCUAAGGAAUCCAGUGAGAGAG